Molecule: messenger RNA, 8858 nt
Organism: Coregonus sp. 'balchen'
Lineage: Eukaryota; Metazoa; Chordata; Actinopteri; Salmoniformes; Salmonidae
Source: the annotation of a GenBank genome assembly
AUGAGAGUUUCAUGUGAAUCUGAAACUUCACAGCACAAAUAUUCUCUAGUCUAUGAAUCUAAGUGCAACUCCUUCCUUCCCAUCACUCCUCUCUCACCUAUACCCUCUCCUCCCUCCUCCUCUCUCCUUCAGCCGGCGUCUAAGGGGCAGGUGUGUGAGGAGGAUGAGACCUCCUCAGUGAGUAUCAGUAGGGGUACAGACCUGUCCCACUCUCCCUCCCCGUCCCCCUGUGGGUCAGAUCGCCCUCUAGUGGGGUGGAGCAGCACCUCCCUGGGACCCCCCGUGGCCGAGAAACCCCGUUGGCACCUGGGACGACGCACCCCCGCUCACCUGCUACCCCUGGACGUCACAGGUAAGGGAUGGAGAUGGGGAAGGCAGGAGAUGGGUGUGGGUAGUGUGUGUGAAUGUGUUUGUGUGUAAGCAUCACUGCGUACAGAAUCUAAGUUGUUUAUCCUAUCUAUUUGGUUACAUUCUAUCUACUCUAUUUUCGGUCAUCUAUUUAGGUUUUGUGUGUGUGUGUGUGCGAGUGCGUGCAUGUGUAGUGUGUGUGUGUGUGUAGUGUGUGUUUUUGGUAGUACGCUCUGGUCAUCAUAGCUGCAGCAUUCUGACACUCACCCUCCAAACCUCCUCCUGGUUUUGGCAUAGCAACUGCUUUGUCAUUGGACGCCUCUCCCCUUCUCUCCCCCUCCUUUCCCAUCCUCCCUCUCCUCUUAAUUCUCAUCCAUCUACAGUAGAGUAUCUCACUCUCUUUCAGGACUCUCUCUCUCUCAAUCUAUCUUUUAUUCUCCCCUCGCUCUCAUUUUCCCAGAAUCUCUUCAACUCUAUCAUUCUCUAUCAUUCUUUCUCUCUCUCUCUCUCUCUCUCUCUCUCUCUCUCUCUCUCUCUCUCUCUCUCUCUCUCUCUCUCUCGCUCUCUCUCUCUCUCUCUCUCGCUCCAUCAUUCUCCCUGCAUCUCUCUCUCGGUUUGUCACUGUAUCAAACCACGUGUCAUCUUUCUCCCUUUCUCUGCCUGUGCAAUACAGUGUCAGUGCAGUAGUGUAUGUGUGCCUCUGAGUUAGGUGUGUUGAGACUAGCUUGGUAAGGUUAGGUGCGUUGUGUAUUUUAGGUGGGCACCUGAUUUCCAGUUAGAUGCACUGUACCCAUGUGUGUUUUCUGCUGCACCCUCUCUCUCUCUCCCUCUCUCUCUCGCUCUCUCAUCAUCUCACCAUUACCAUUGCCCCAAUGACAGAACAGGUAGCUGUUGCCAUGGCAACACCCAGCUCUUCCUUCCUUCACUCCACUCCUCUAUCCGAAAAAACUGCAGAGGGAGAGAGGGAAAGAGAGAAAAAGAGAGAAAAAGAGAGAUGGCGGAACAGGGAAAGAGAGAGAGAGAAAAGAGGGAAGGAGAGAAAGUGGUAGAGUGACGUAUAGAGAGAGAGAGAGUUGUUUUUCUCCUCCUCGCACUAUUUUCAUGAAUGAAUAAAUGUAAAGAAACAGACCAGACCUGAGCUGACUGUGUAGAAGGUAAUGAGUUACCCAAGGUCUUUUCUCAGGAGAUGUCUCCGAAACUUCAAAUAAAGUUUCAUUCUUAAUGUAGGCAAGCGCAGGAAAACAUUAUUCUGAUGUUAAGUGAGUCAGAAUGCUUCCUCAUUAUCAAUGAGACAACCUCUCUUUUUGUCCAUGAGUAACUCAAUAGUCUCUUCCUCUCUCUCUCCCUAGGUGAGGGUAAACUCUUGGGUGUAGACCUCCUCCAGGGAUCGUGUUCCCCCUGUUCCCCCUCUCCGUCCCUGGGCUGUGGUGGAGGAGGCCAGCCCCGGUCUCUGGAGCCUGUCACAGACACCCCUGUCCAGCACAUACCCCUGAGGAAGACCCAUAGUGACCUGGACCCCAGCCUUCCCCAGUCCCCCAGGACCCCACCUCCUACCCUGGGCACCAUGGACCACUCUGCCGCCCUCCUCUGCUCCAACUCCCCCUCUCAGUCCUGGAACGGCCCCAAGGGCUCCACCUUCUCCCCAGGAGCCUGGAACGAGGCCUAUAGUUAUAGUAUAGCUCCAAGUCCGCUGGGGAAGGGACCUGCGACCAUGCCCAAGGGGGUAAGGAUGGUGGGGAUGGUUGGGGGGCAGGGUGGGGGGUUGAUGUGCCCCUCUCAGACCAGUUCGGGACUCUCCGUGAGCUCAGGGUCGCAGUCUCACUCUAGUUCGUUCACGUCAAUAUCGGAACCUUCCGGACACAGGCACCCAGGCACCAUAGGGAUGAUGAUGGGGAGGCGGAGCGAGACAGAGGGGGCGGCGGCUAGCCCCACUGACGAACAGAGUGGUUCGGAGAGAGGGAUGGGAGGAGGAGAGAGGAGGGAGAGAUCGGCACGUUCUGUCGCUGCCGCCAAUGCAUUUAAGUUCCGUGAGCGUUCUCUUUCCACGCCGACGGAUUCCGGCUCGUUCUGCUCCGCGGAUAACGUCUGCGGCGGGAUGUAUGGCGUCGGCGGACUACCUGGAGCCGGUAACGGGACAAACGGGAACGGCGGCAGCGUUUUAACAGCGAUGCACCACCACCAUUACCCUCGCGGCGAGGGGGGUGAGAGGGGCGAGAGCUACGCCCUCCUCUACCCCAGUGGGAGCUCCGAGGAUGGGAGCGCCAGCAUCGACAAUAUCUCCGUAACUGACAGCAACUUCCCCCCAGACGGUCGCCUAAGGUUACGUUCUCGCUCCAUCUCACUGAAGAAGUCCAAACGCAAACCCCCUCCGCCCGUCCGGAGUGUCUCGCUCAUGAAGAACUUAGGGGAUGCCGAGGGGCGCGUGCAUGGCCACAACGGAGGUCACUACCGGGACGGCCGCCCCAAAUCCCUCCACAUCCCCCGGGACCACCUCCAGGACUUCCAGACAGACUUCCUCCUACCCUCCUCCUCCUCCCUCUCCAAGCCUGAUCUGGAGAUGCCUGAGCUGGGCCACGUGGAUGGACCCCCUAGCCUGGAGGUCCAGGGACCAGACACAACAGAGCUGUCCUUCCCAGCCCACUGGCAGCUGGAGGAGUGGAAGGCUUCUGACCCCUACAGGUCAUUGUCUGGGUCUAGUACAGCCACAGGGACUACUGUUAUAGAGUGCAUGAAGGUAAGAGAGUCUCCUAUACACUAAGGGCCCUAUUCAGACUUGAGAUAAGUUGACUAACAUGAACAUGAAGUCAAAUUUGGACUUAAGUCCAUGUUAAGUCUACUUAUCUCAAGUGUGAAUAGGGCCAUUAGCACUUCCCUUAGUCACAGGUUUUUGGUAUUUUACUGUAUGUACUGUGUAAUGCAGGGCUGCCCAACCCUCUUCCUGGAGAUCUGCAGUCCUGUAGGUUUUCAGUCCAACCCUACCCUAACAUACAUGAUUAAUCUAGUUAAGGUGAGCAGCUAAUAAGUGGACUGAACCUACUGGCACUAGAUCUCUAGAAAGAGGGUUGGGCAGCCCUGGUUUAAUGUAUGUUUUUUUCUGAUGUACAGUUGAAGUCGGGAAGUUUACAUACACCUUAGCCAAAUACAUUUGAACUCAGUUUUUCACAAUUCCUGACAUUUAAUCCUAGUGAAAAUUCCCUGUUUUAGGUCAGUUAGGAUGACCACUUUAUUUUAAGAAUGUGAAAUGUCAGAAUAAUAGUAGAGAGAAUUAUUUAUUUCAGCUUGUAUUUCUUUCAUCACAUUCCCAGUGGGUCAGAAGUUUACAUACACUCAAUUAGUAUUUGGUAGCAUUGCCUUUAAAUUGUUUAACUUGGGUCAAACGUUUCGGGUAGCCUUCCACAAGCUUCCCACGAUAAGUUGGGUGAAUUUUGGCCCAUUCCUCCUGACAGAGCUGGUGUAACUGAGUCAGGUUUGUAGGCCUCCUUGCUCGCACACACUUUUUCAGUUCUGCCCACAAAUGUUCUGUAGGAUUGAGGUCAGGGCUUUGUGAUGGCCACUCCAAUACCUUGACUUUGUUGUCCUUAAGCCAUUUUGCCACAACUUUGGAAGUAUGCUUGGGGUCAUUGUCCAUUUGGAAGACCCAUUUGCGACCAAGCUUUAACUUCCUGACUGAUGUCUUGAGAUGUUGCUUCAAUAUAUCCACAUAAUUUUCCUUCCUCAUGAUGCCAUCUAUUUUGUGAAGUGCACCAGUCCCUCCUGCAGCAAAGCACCCCCACAGCAUGAUGCUGCCACCCUGUGCUUCACGGUUUGGAUGGUGUUCUUCGGCUUGCAAGUAACCCCCUUUUUCCUCCAAACAUAACGAUGGUAAUUAUGGCCAAACAGUUCUAUUUUUGUUUCAUCAGACCAGAGGACAUUUCUCCAAAAAGUAUGAUCUUUGUCCCCAUGUGCAGUUGAAAGCCAUAGUCUGGCUUUUUUAUGGCGGUUUUGGAGCAGUGGCUUCUUCCUUGCUGAGCGGCCUUUCAGGUUAUGUCGAUAUAGGACUUGUUUUUACUGUGGAUAUAGAUACUUUUGUACCUGUUUCCUCCAGCAUCUUCACAAGGUCAUUUGCUGUUGUUCUGGGAUUGAUUUGUACUUUUCACACCAAAGUAUGUUCAUCUCUAGGAGACAUAACGCGUCUCCUUCCUGAGCGAUAUGACAGCUGCGUGGUCCCAUGGUGUUUAUACUUGCGUACUAUUGUUUGUUCAGAUGAACGUGGUACCUUCAGGCAUUUGGAAAUUGCUCCCAAGGAUGAACCAGACUUGUGGAGGUCGAAAAAAAAUUUCUGAGGUCUUGGCUGAUUUCUUUUGAUUUUCCCAUGAUGUCAAGCAAAGAGGCACUGAGUUUGAAGGUAGGCCUUGAAAUACAUCCACAGGUACACCUCCAAUUGACUCAAAUGAUGUCAAUUAGCCUAUCAGAAGCUUCUAAAGCCAUGACAUCAUUUUCUGGAAUUUUCCAAGCUAUUUAAAGGCACAGUCAACUUAGUGUAUGUAAACUUCUGACCAACUGGAAUUGUGAUACAGUGAAUUAUAAGUGAAAUAAUGUAAUCUAAAUAUUACUUGUGUCGUGCACAAGGUAGAUGUUAACAAACUAUAGUUUGUUAACAAGAAAUGUGUGGAGUGGAUGAAAAACGAGUUUUAAUGACUAAGUGUAUGUAAACUUCCGACUUCAACUGUACGACCAGGAAGAUGAUUUUCAUGUUUUUAACCAUUCAUGUCUAAUACAUUUAAUCUCAUCUAAUUUGAUCUAAUCUAAGGUUCGUGGCAGCUCCGAGUCUCUCCUGGACUCCCCCUCCACUUCUAGAGCCACCUCCCCCUCCCUGCUCUCCAUUGAGACAGAGUCGACCAAAGCUUCCUCCCCCUUCAAACCACCAGGACUCAUGUCCCCCUCCAGCGGCUACUCUAGCCAAUCAGAAACUCCGACGCCCAACACCCCCUCCAAUCAGGUGGCAGGAACACCAACAGGGCCCGCCUCCACGUUGGGGUGUAAGAUGCGCCCCAAAAUCCCAGAAAGGAAGUCUUCCUUGCCAGCGACAUCUCCACGGGACCCUGCCGCCCGGUCGAGGCUGUCCUUCGAGAUGCCGGUUAACGCUCAUCUGGAUUUGUCCUCCAUCAAACCGAAACAGAAGGCCAGCCGGCGCCAUUCUGACACUUCCACCGCCGCUAAGCCCGGUAAACUGAGUGCCGGCAGCCAAUCAGCUCUCCCAGUGGUGACCACAAAUGAACUUUGGAACAUCCGCCUGCGUUCUGUCUCCCGUACUGACCUGGAGGUCUGCCCCGAUGGAGCCUCUAAUGACAUCAUCGAGGAGGAGCAGGGUCGCGACCUUUCCCCCCCGCCCGUAACCCCUGGUGGCACCCCCGGCCCCCUCGUCGCCCCCAAACCCAAACCCCCCGUGGCCAUCAAGCCCUCAUUACCCAAACGCCCCCUCAACAUCCUCCUCAAGUCCCCCUCCUCCUCCCCCGUUGCCUCCGACUCCCCCCCUGCCUCCCCUGUUGACCCCCCCCGGCCCAUGCCUAACCCCAGCAUCUACAUGGUGGUAGGUAGGAAGCCCAAGCUGAAGAAAGCCUUCCCUCACACCCCUACCAGCCCCUGUGGACCCCAGGAACAACCCCAAACUUUCCCCCUCCACUAUCCCCAGGGCCUCUACGAUCUCCCCUCCUUCCACCACACCCAGUCCCUGUACGAUCUGCCUCCUCUCCCCCUGCCCCAGCCCCUCCUGGAGGACCCCACCAUGGAGCCGGAGUUCGACCCUGACUUGGAGCUCUGUCUUGGGCCUGAGGAUGGAGGGUCACUCCCCUCUCCCUGCAGUAACCAGGAAGUGCUGGAGACUCAGGAUAAGAGCAAGUCUCUACCUAGCAGGAUGACCAUAUCCUGUCUCGCUGAAUUGGACAAGAAAAAACCCAAGGUAGGCCAGCUGACUGGGAUAUGGUUCAAUGAAUGCGAUGUUUUUGUUCUGUGGUCAGUUAGUCAGUCAGUCAAUUGCCUCUGUUUGUAUUUCGUCUCAUCUGAUCUGAAGAGGAGAGAGCGAGAAGAAGAGAGAGAGAAGAGAGAGAGAGAAUAGACUAUCGCGAAAGAGCAGAGAGAGGAGUAGAAUAUAAUAUGAAAGCAUCUCAUAUAAAAUAUGAUCAUAUGCCUCUAUGUAUCUCUCUCUCUCUAUUCUAUAUCUUCUCUGAUGUCCUCUUAUAAGCUGAUAUAUAGCUUCUUGAUAAGGCAUAGAGGUAUAAUCUCGAGAAUUCAUCUAAGGUCAGAGCUAACUCCGUCAGCUCUAGCGAGUAGGAAAUAGGAAGAUAGAGAGGAGAGAGUGUAUAAGAUAUGAAGAGGAGUAAAGGGUUGAGAGAAAAGCAGAGGCGAGAAGGGGGAUGGAGGAGGAGAGAGAGGAGAGGAAACGAGGAAGGAAGAAGAGAGAGGGGAGGAGAGGAGAGAGAGAGGAGAGAGAGGGGAGAGAGAGGGAAAGAAAAGGAGGGGGAGAGAGAGAGAGAGGAGGGAUAGAGAGAGAGAGAGAGGAGGAGGAGAGAGGGAGGAGAGGAAGAAAUAGAGCAGCUAGAGAUAUUAUUGAUAUCCAUCCUACGAUAUCUAAUAUAUAUCUAGUUUUUGAUUUUGAUCUCUUUUCCCCUGGCGUUUAUAUUUUUAAAAUUUCUCUAGGGGAAAAGCGAAAGUCCGAGAUAAAACACCUUUAAAUAGCAUUGGCAAAACUUUUUCCUAAAUUUUAUUGGGGAUUUCUCUCUAUCUCUACUCUUCUCUCUUCUUCUUCUCUCUCUCUCCCUCUUCUCUCUCUCUCUCUCUCUCUCUCUUACUAUACAGUAUGUUGUCUGUAUGUAUUUACUUGCUAUAAAGCACAUUGUCCUUUGGUUAUCAUGUACACUCUCUACUAAUAACAAAUCUCUCCCCAAGGUUCCUCCGCCGGUUCCAAAGAAGCCCAACGUCCUGCUCCUCCCCAACUCCACCACGGUGCACUCCAACGGUACCACCGACAGACCGGGAACACAGACAGACAGCCCGGUAGCUCUCCGGUCUCCCGUUGGAGUGUUCCCACCAGAAGAGAUUCCUGGGAAAGAGGAAAACCAGGAAAACUACCUGGGAAUGGGAACGGAUGAGGAAAGCUCCAUGGAGUCUUCAUUACAGUCUUCAUUACAGGACUCUUCUCUUACAGUUGUGGAGGGGAGGCUCAACAUUACAGAGACAGGCAGAGGUAUGUUUACAAUGUUAUGAUGGAGAAUUAAUACAUUUAAAUCUAUUUAGCUGGAAUUCAGAUCCUGUCAGGAGUGAAAGUAUUACAGUGUAAAACUUCCUUUCCAGUUUCACUUCAAUUGUAGUUGAUGUUACCAUUGCAAUUGAAAAAUAUAUAUACCAAUAUUUUUUGGAUUGGUCAUUGUUAAUUGUUUUCUUCAUUUAUUGAUUGAUAUUCAUUGAUAUAAAUGUUUCUUGUCGUUAGAGAGUAACUGACCAAUCAUAUUGUUUCCAGGUGAUGAUGCGGAGAGUGUUGAGGAGAGCAGUUCGGUCAUUAGUGACAAGACAGAACUCCACAUCACCGAGGAAAUGGAUGAUGAUGUCAGAGGACACACACCUCCCACGCACACCACAGAGGACCUGUUCACCAAAAUACACAGGUAUGCCAAUACACACGCACACACACACACACACGCACAAACGCACACACACGCAUGCACACAUGCACACACACAUGCACACACACACACACACACACACACAUUUGUUUUACUAUCCUUAUGGGGACCAAACAAUUGAUUUCCAUUAAAAAAUAUAUUUUCCCUAAGCCUUAAGCUAACCUUAACCCUAACCCUAAAACUAAACGUAAUCCUAACUCCUAAAUAUAACCCCUAACCCUAAUUCUAACAUUAAUUGCAACCCUAAACCUAACCCCUAAGCCUAAAAAGCCUUUUUCCUUGUGGGGACCGGUGAAAUGUCCCCACUUGUCCGAAUGUUACUUGUUCUACUAUCCUUCUCAGGACUUCUGUUCCCCACAAUGAUAGUAAAACCAAACACCACACACACACAAACACACACACUCAACCGAGGACAGUUACGCUAACUCACACACAUAUUUAUAAAAAAAUAAAUAAUAAUAAUGCAUUUAACAUCUUCUCUCCUCUUUUCUCCUCUUCUCUCCUCCCUCCAGGUCAAAGAGGAAAGUCCUGGGCCGUAAGGAACCAGGGGACUCGUUCGGCAGCCGCCAGAGUCUGGUCUCCCCAGUGAAGCACAGCACCAGUGGUGGUGACCUCCGAACCCUGACCCUGGGCUCGACCCCACGCUCCACCUCACGGAACGACAACUUUAUGGCCCUGCUCCAAAAGAAGGGCAGCAAGUCCAGCACGGGAGGGGCCCGCGUCUCUGCCAUGGAACUCCUCAAGAGCACAAACCCCCUCGCGCGACGUGUCACAGAAUUCUCGACGUCGGCAGAUGGAGGAGGCGAUAUGACCACAGGGAAUAAUGGAACCAGACUGCCUCAGGACCAAUGA